GGUGCCUGGGAAGCCGGGCUGCGCUGACGUCACUGGGCGCGCAAUUCGGGCCGGAGCGCUUUAAAAAACAAGCGUGCGAGCGGAGAUGCUGCUCCACACCGAGCAGGCGGCCUGCAGCAGCAACGCUCUCUGCCCCUGCGGCGGCCGCAGCCAGGGCCGCUCCGGAGGCCCGCGUGGCGGCAACGGGCACGGCCCGGCCCCGCGGCGCUUAUCCUCGGUGCCCCCGCCGUGGGGCAGGAGCGCGGCGCCCAGCGCUGCAGGCGAGCGCUAAGCGGCCGAGGCCCGCGGCACCCCGGACGCUGCCCUCCGACCGCGGCUCGCUCCCGGCCCCCCGCCCGGGCACCAUGGACACCUCCCCGGUCGGCGUGCUCCUGUCCUUGCCGGUCCUGCUGCAGCUGGCGGCCGUGGGCGGUUCGCCGAGGCCCGGCGCGCUGCUGCGGGGGUGCCCCGCGCACUGUCAGUGCGAGCCCGACGGCAGGAUGCUGCUCAGGGUGGACUGCUCGGACCUGGGGCUCUCGGAGCUGCCCGCCAACCUCAGCGUCUUCACCUCCUACCUAGACCUCAGUAUGAACAACAUCAGUCAGCUGCCCCCGAAUCCCCUGUACAGUCUCCGCUUCCUGGAGGAGUUACGUCUUGCCGGAAAUGCUUUGACAUACAUUCCCAAGGGAGCAUUCGCUGGCCUUUACAGUCUUAAAGUUCUUAUGCUGCAGAAUAAUCACCUAAGACAGGUACCGACGGAAGCUCUGCAGAAUUUGCGAAGCCUUCAGUCCCUGCGUCUGGAUGCCAACCACAUCAGCUACGUCCCCCCGAGCUGCUUCCGUGGCCUGCAUUCCCUGAGGCACUUGUGGCUGGAUGACAACUCCUUGACAGAAGUCCCUGUCCAGGCUUUCAGAAGUUUAUCAGCACUGCAGGCCAUGACCUUGGCCCUGAACAAAAUACACCACAUACCAGACUAUGCCUUUGGAAACCUCUCCAGCUUGGUAGUUCUGCAUCUCCAUAACAAUAGAAUUCACUCCCUGGGAAAGAAAUGCUUUGAUGGGCUCCACAGCCUAGAGACUUUAGAUUUAAAUUAUAAUAAUCUUGAUGAAUUCCCCACUGCCAUCAGGACACUCUCCAACCUUAAAGAACUACAUUUCUAUGACAACCCCAUCCAGCUUGUUGGAAGAUCCGCUUUUCAACAUUUACCUGAACUAAGAACGCUGACUCUGAAUGGCGCCUCACAAAUAACUGAAUUUCCUGAUUUAACUGGAACUGCGAGCCUGGAGAGUCUGACUUUAACUGGAGCCCAGAUCUCAUCUCUUCCUCAAACCGCCUGUGAUCAGUUACCUAAUCUGCAAGUGCUAGAUCUAUCUUACAACCUGCUAGAAGAUUUACCCAGUUUCUCAGUCUGCCAAAAGCUUCAGAAAAUAGACCUGCGACAUAAUGAAAUCUAUGAAAUUAAAGUUGACACAUUCCAGCAGCUGCUUGGUCUCCGAGCCCUGAAUUUAGCCUGGAACAAAAUUGCCAUCAUUCAUCCCAAUGCAUUUUCCACUUUGCCAUCUCUAAGAAAGCUGGACCUAUCCUCCAACCGCCUGUCGUCUCUUCCUGUAACAGGGUUACAUGGUUUAACUCACUUAAAAUUAACAGGAAAUCAUGCCUUACAGAGCUUGAUAUCAUCUGAAAACUUUCCAGAACUCAAGGUUAUAGAAAUGCCUUAUGCUUACCAGUGUUGUGCAUUUGGAGUGUGUGAGAAUGUCUAUAAAAUAUCUAAUCAAUGGAAUAAAGAGGACAACCGCAGUACAGAUGACCUUUAUAAGAAAGAUGCUGGAAUGUCUCAAGUUCAAGAUGAGCGUGAUCUUGAAGAUUUCCUGCUGGACUUUGAGGAAGACCUGAAAGCCCUUCAUUCGGCACAAUGCUCACCUUCCCCAGGGCCCUUCAAACUCUGCGAAUACCUGUUUGGUAGCUGGCUGAUCAGAAUUGGAGUGUGGACCAUAGCCGUCUUGGCGCUUACUUGCAAUGCCUUGGUGACCUCAACGGUGUUCAGAGCCCCUCUGUACAUUUCCUCCAUAAAACUGUUGAUUGGGUUAAUAGCAGCAGUGAACAUGCUCAUGGGGGUCUCCAGCGCUGUGCUGGCUGGUGUGGAUGCGUUCACUUUUGGCCGCUUUGCACAGCAUGGGGCAUGGUGGGAGCAGGGCGUCGGGUGUCAGGUCGUCGGGUUUUUGUCCAUUUUUGCUUCGGAAUCAUCUGUUUUCCUGCUUACCCUGGCAGCCCUGGAGCGUGGGUUCUCUGUGAAAUGUUCUGCAAAACUUGAAAGGAAAACUCCUUUCUCCAGUCUGAAAGCGAUCAUUCUGCUCUGUGCGGUGCUGGCCUUGACCAUCGCCACGGUUCCGCUGCUGGGGGGCAGUGAGUUCAGCGCCUCCCCACUCUGCCUGCCCCUGCCCUUUGGCGAUCCCAGCACCGCAGGCUACAUGGUCGCACUCGUCUUGCUCAACUCCCUUUGCUUCCUGGUGAUGACGAUUGCCUACACCAAGCUCUACUGCAAUUUGGAAAAGGGAGACCUGGAGAAUAUGUGGGACUGUUCUAUGGUGAAGCACAUCGCUCUGUUGCUCUUCACCAACUGUAUCCUUUACUGCCCCGUGGCUUUCUUGUCCUUCUCCUCCUUACUAAACCUCACCUUUAUCAGUCCCGAAGUAAUUAAGUUUAUCCUUCUGGUGAUUGUCCCGCUUCCUGCAUGCCUCAAUCCCCUUCUCUACAUCCUCUUCAAUCCCCAUUUUAAGGAAGAUCUGGGGAGCCUGGGAAAGCAAACCCACUUCUGGACAAGAUCGAGAAACCCAAGCCUGAUGUCUAUUAACUCUGAUGAUGUCGAGAAGCAGUCCUGUGACUCAACCCAAGCCUUGGUAACCUUCACCAGCACCAGCAUCGGCUAUGACCUGCCUUCCAAUUCUGUGUCACCACCAGCUUACCCGGUGACCGAAAGCUGUCACCUUUCAUCUGUGGCAUUUGUCCCAUGUCUCUAAUUCACCUGUGGGAGAAAACGUUUGCAAACAUUGAAAAACCAAAAAUAUGAGAUUGGGUACAUCAGAGCAGUAACUAAAAAUAGCCAAGUGGAAACUUUGUUUUUGAUAUCUCUCAGCGUGGAAAAAGCUGGAAAACCUAUUGAUACUGGAAAGUGAAAACUAAGUCUAAAUGCUGCUUCUAUAAUUCAUUCAGAUACAAGAGAUAGAUCAGUCACACUAUUUAGGUAUGCCCAGAUUUUAAAAAGCAGAUUUGCAAUGUUCAAAAAAGAUCCCCCAUGAUUUCAACUGAAUUCUUUUUAAACUCACCAAUCUAAUUAUUUGGGGAGAGGGGCAGAACUACUUGCUUACAAAAGAGGUUUUAAACCAGAAAAGCCCUUAAAAGAUGGUUAGAGGUGUUUGGAAAAUAGGGUUUUAAAUGGCCUACAUUACCAAGUAAAGGCUGUGACCAGUAGGAUUGCAUUUUAAUGACCAUGUGGAUGUUUUAGUCCUCCUUUGCCUUUCCUCACAAAGGAUCCUUCCAGGUCACCAAUCCCCUCCUGAAUGGAUAAUGUGGGGCCUUCUUAGUUAUAGUCCUAUCAUUUUUAGAGAUGCCAGAAUUUGUGUAUCAGCAUGAGAUGGUUCCACCUCAGUGAAGUAAAACUGUCUACAAAUAUUUUGAAAGGAAAAUAAACUUAAAUCCUUAAAUUGCCAUGAAGGCGAUCAUGUAGAAGUGAGGUUUGCUUUGUUUAAUUCCUUGUUAACUCCUUGCUGUCCAGCACUCAGAAUAAAAGUCCAUUGCCGGCAAUGGAUAUACCUAGAAAAGAUGGUGAGCAACCUGGGAGGAUUUUGGUGUUUUUUGUUUGCUUGUUUGUUUUCAAGUGAGUGCACACUUUUUGCAGGUGGUUUUAUCAGUUGAUUCAAACUAAUGUGCAUCUUAAGGAAAUAAUCAAAUGCAGACCGACAUAAAUGAAACCCACUGGCAUAAUAACUUCUCACAUGUGUAUCUCUAGUAGCUCUAGCAAUGAUGUCUGAAACCACUUUGGACUCAACAGGGACUUGUAACAUAUCCUGUUUAUUUAGCUUGGUUUUAGCUGUGUUGUCUCUGGACCAACCCACUUGAUGUCAGGAACAUGACUUCUCUGCUUAUUCCGUAUGUAAUACAUGUGUUAAGUAUUUUAAGAAGCAAAAUUAUUAAAUACUAAAGGUCAAAGGAUUAAUUUGUAACUUCUAUUAUACUACAUUAGCUUCAAUACAUCUAAACCAAAAGACUGCUAAGUAGAUUUAUUUUUAUAUAAGCAUGUUUAUUUUGAUCAGAUGUUUUAACUUGGAAUUGAAAAAAAAUACAUUUAUGAGAUGUUUUAUAAGAUGUGUAAAUAUAGAACUGUAUUUAUUACUACAAUAAAGAUUCAGUAACACUAAGGACCAUGAUGAUAAUAAACCAUGUACAGUGGCAUAUUCUUCCGUAUAUAUUGUGUUUCUCUGCCCAUUUUCUUUAAAUUCAUUAACUGUACAUAAUAUGUGUAAAUGUAUAGUACUUGUAAAUAGAUUCCAAACUUGCUUUUCUAUUGGGUACAAAAUAAAAGAAAUUUGUAAUAAAAUGUGUGACUAUAAAACAAAAUAUCUUCAGCUCUUUUAUUGAACCCACAGGCAAAUCUAUGGUCUCCUAAAUGUUUUUUAUUUCUGAUGUGUAAGUACAUUUGCUAUUGAAGUAUUUGCACCUUAAUAUUUUAGGUAUUUUGGACGUAUCUUAAGAAGUAAACCCUUCACAAGAACAAAUCAAGGUAUCUUUACCAACUCCCGGAUUGUGUUAAGUAGGGCUAAUAAGCCAUUUUGUCAUGGCAAAUGACUUGGUAAAGUUUAUUGUCCCCAGUGAGGGUUUGGAUUUCAUAGCCAGAACCCAUUUCUUUAGCAAUGUAAAAAGAAAAAAAAAAAAAAUUCCACAACUAGAAAGAAAUAUAUAAAUAACAAAUCAAUCUUAAAAUUAUUCAACAUGAACAUGAGUUUUCUAUAAAUUCUUCCCUUAAAAAAAACAUAUUUCAUGACCACGUCAAGGCCAAAACGUUUUCUAAGGACAUGCGAUUCUCAGGGCAUAAGGAAAUGCACUGUUCCCUUGAGCUCCCAUCCCCCAAAAUAUAAGAAAUGAAAUGAUUUUCCCAACAUCUUGUGCCAAACCCUCCCAGCUGCAGUAGUGAUUCCUGCUGUCCCCAUACAGGUCGCAAAACAAAACUGUCAAGUCUGGUUGGAGGCCCAGCAUUAUUGCUAAGAUGACCCAUGUUUACUGAGCACCCUCAGGGUAGCUGGCACUGAGUUCGCCACCCAUCCAGCAGCUAGAACCAUAUGCUUCAACCUAACCGAGUUAACAGGCAUCCAAUGGUGUCUUCUGUGCGGCCCGCACUUGGUUUGUCUUCAGCUGAAACAAGGGCGCCAACAUGAUCUCACUCCUCCGACCCCAGACGGCAGAUACAAAAGUUGCUUCUAGAAAAAUGGAUCUCAGUCCUCCUUCUCAACAGACUUGCUUUUGGGUACCUAAAGUUAGGAACAAGUCCUGGCAGCCCACCUCUUUCUGUCCCACUCAAGAAAACACAAGUCAGUGAUGUAACUUUUUAAAAGGGGAAAAAAUCCACUCCCGCAUUUUUAAAAAUCCACAAACUCUAUUACUGUAUUAGCAAAACCUAGUUAUAAUACACCUCCCACCCAACACUGCUCUAAUAAGUGUCUGAUAAAUGCUCUCCACUAUACUACAGUAAAUCGGAUUGGCUGGAAUUACAUCCACAAAUAAAUCAACCUACAGGGAGAAGAAGAAAAGAUACAAUAAACUCGACAGACGGAACAACAGCAAAAACAAAAACCGGUGGCUAGCCUAGAGUAAGUGGUUAACUUGACGUUUUCAAAAUAGAUUUAUUCAUUCAACAAAUACUGUGUGCCUAGUAUGGGCAGUGUUCUAUAUUUGGGGGUUUCUAUGCAGAGCACGGUCUGGAAUUUGUACUCCAGAGGAGGAGAGAUAGACAAUAAGCAAAUACAAACCAGGAAAUACGUGAUAGAAACAUGAAUGAAGGAAAGGAAGCUUGAAGAGCAUGGCAAGAGUGACCAGCAUGUUACUUCAGAGGCAGAGCUGAAGAAAGGUCUCUCUGGGGCGCCUGGGUGGCUCAGUUGGUUGGGCGACUGCCUUCGGCUCAGGUCAUGAUCCUGGAGUCCCGGGAUC
Mirounga angustirostris (Northern elephant seal) is the source of this 6177-nucleotide messenger RNA. It is a transcript of the gene LGR5, whose product is annotated as leucine rich repeat containing G protein-coupled receptor 5. Lineage: Eukaryota; Metazoa; Chordata; Mammalia; Carnivora; Phocidae. Bases 345 to 2996 code for a protein of 883 amino acids. Gene Ontology annotation, molecular function: protein-hormone receptor activity; G protein-coupled peptide receptor activity; protein binding. Gene Ontology annotation, biological process: hormone-mediated signaling pathway; adenylate cyclase-activating G protein-coupled receptor signaling pathway; activation of adenylate cyclase activity. The transcript has 17 exons. Gene Ontology annotation, cellular component: plasma membrane. The record is from RefSeq and is a predicted model, not a curated record.